AUUUUCCUGUUUUCAGGUUAAAAAUAAUGCCAAACACUUGAAAGACAUUUACUCACUACUGAUUUAGGAAAUUGAACUGGAUCAAAUUUUUCAAAAGAAUUGCUAUAGGCUCAUAUCUCUUGAGCAUUGCAGUUGACAAUUCAACAAAAUUACACAGCAGCCAUUCAAAUGGAAUCUGGCCGCCCAAGAAAUAGCAAAAGGAGAGAUGACUUGAGGGGAAUAAAUGCAAAUAAUGAUCAGAGAGCUGUGAGCUAUGAGGAGGCUUUCAACAAAACUGGAUUUGGUUUAUGGCAGUACUUACUUCUGCUUCAAUGUGGUUGGGCUAAUGCAAGUGAUGCAAUGGAGAUCAUGUGUAUUUCAUUUAUUAUACCUUCAGUGAGGGACACAAUGAAGGUAUCACACAUGGAAUUAUCUGCAUUAACAUUUGUAUUAUUUUUUGGAAUGCUUGUUGGUGGAUAUAUUUGGGGAUCACUAGCCGAUACCUACGGUCGAAGACAAAUUGUCUAUAUAUCUCUUGCGGUCAAUGCAAUUUUUGGUGCACUGUCAUCUGUUGUCGAGACAUACUCUUUAUUAUUGUUUUUGAGAUUUAUUAGUGGAUUCGGGGCUGGUGGAUCAUUGCCUGCUGUAUUCACAUAUUUUAGUGAAUUUCAGCCUACAAAAUACAGAGGGGCUAUGAUCAGUGCACUUGCAACAUGUUGGAUGGCUGGGAAUAUAAUAAUAGCACUUCUUGCAUGGGCGGUUCUUCCAGAAUCUGAGGUUCUAAAGUCAAUUUCACCUCACGGGCAACAGUGGAGGCUAUUUGCAAUUUUAUGUGCAAUUCCUAGUCUUAUAUCUGCAGUCCUUUUCUUUUUUAUGCCUGAAAGCCCCAAAUAUCUUCAUGUGAAUAAUAAACUUAAUGAAUCAUUAUUGGUUUUGAAAAAAAUGUAUAAAUGGAACCAUCUUAAAAACAAUCCAUACUCAUUUCAAAUACAUAAACUCCUACCAAUUGGUUCGGAAGAGUCAGAUCCUUUGUUUGAAGAAGAUGUAAUUUAUUCACAAGAAAAUGGAGAUAAUGAAUCUGCUAAUUUAUUAGAGUCAUCGAACAGUUAUUCAUAUAGGUCACCAACAGCAUUUCCAAAUCGGUCUCAAAGUGGAAACAUUUUCACACGAUUUAAGGAAAAAUUUAUUUUCCACUUAAAAAUGUUUCAUAGUCAAUUUGUUGCAAUAUAUGCACAAAGUCGUAGAGUAAACUCGAUUGCUCUAACUGCCACCUAUAUACUAUGUGCAUUUGGGGGAUAUGGAAUGGCUAUGUGGACUGUUGUUCUGAUGGAAAAAACUGAAAAACUUGGAGGUUCCCCGUGCCGUGGCUACAGUAGCAAUGGCACUGAUAUAUUGUUGCGUGACACAAUAUCAGAUAAUUCUGCUGAUGCUUAUAUAGAUGUUUUAAUAGGUGCAUGUGCCCAGUUACCUGGAAAUCUCUUAACUAUUUUUUUAAUGGACAGAUUAGGAGCUAGAAUUAUUCUUAUUUUUGUUUUGUUUCUCUCUGCUUUAAGCGUAUUAUGUUUUUGGUUGGUGAAUGUAAAAGCUCAAGUGGUAGCGAUGAAUGCAAUAUACAGUGGUAUUCAAGUUGGAGCCUGGAAUGCUCUUGAUGUCAUAACUGUGGAAAUGUACCCAACAUCGAUUAGAUCAGCAGCUACUGGUAACAUGAAUGGUAUUAGCAGACUGGGGUCCAUACUUGGUACAACUAUAUUUGGUUUAUUCAUGGAUUUGAAUUGCAGUGUUCCAAUUUUAACUGUGUUUUCUGUUUAUAUUCUUUGUAGUUUAAUUUCUAUAAAACUACCCAAUACUAGAAACAUCACAUUGGACUAACAUGUAUAUGAACAAAUAUUAUAUGUCACAGAAACAGUCUUGUAUCAUUUGAAUGAUCUGCUGCUUAUUGAUUGUACUUCCUGCUCUAUAGGUUAUUCGCAUUCACAGCGGAAUGUUUCAGUGGCCAGGCCACACAUAAAUAAAACAAUGUUUUUGAUGAGGUUGCACUCCUAAAAAGUAAAGACUCCUGUCUAUAUCAGCCAACAUAAUCACUGUCACAUGAUUUACAAUCGGUUAUUGUGCCAUAAUUGGAUUAUUUCCAAAUUAUGCUGAGGUGAAGUAAAAAGAUAUAUAGUGAAUGAUUGAGCAGGUCACAUUUAUAUUAGGGUAAAUUUUUAAUAAACUGAAAAGUCUGUGAAUAUGGGAGUAAAUUUUUGAUGGCCAUCCCACACGUAUGUUACAGAAGUCCCAACAUUAGCGGUGAGAUCAUCGUUGUCGAUUUUUACCCCUUUGGUUAUGAAAUAAUAAUUGCAAAAGUUGCUUGAAAUAUUUUUUUCACUGUGAUUAUUAUUUAUUUUCAAUCUCUGAAAAAAGUACGUUUUGUAGUUCAUUUUUAGUACAUAUAUAUAUAUUAUUUGGGUUAUUGUCUCAUUGUGCCAUCGUUUAACAGUCCUUUUUAUGUAAUUUGGUGUUGAAACUUUUUAUAGCACUUUUAUGAUAACCUAUGUGUCUUAGCAAUUGAAUCCCUGAUGCAGUAGUUUUAUUUCUUCAGAAACUUGUAUGAUGCACAUCAAUAUAUAUAAUCAGAAUCAUGUGUA
Molecule: messenger RNA, 2606 nt
Organism: Styela clava
Lineage: Eukaryota; Metazoa; Chordata; Ascidiacea; Stolidobranchia; Styelidae
Source: RefSeq, a predicted model, not a curated record